UAAAGUCUGAUUUAAGAGUUGAUUAUAUUUCACAUCAUUCAUCAAAAUCUGUAAAGUAACUAAAGCUAUUAAACAAAUGUAGUGUAUUAAAAGUGCAUGAUUUAACUCUGAAUUGUAUUGGAGUAGAAGUACAAAGUAGCAUUAAUAAUAUAAAUGUACAUAGUUACUUUACAUAACUUGGUCUUAUUUUAAAGCCAACUCUAGAUUUUUACAAGACAAAAUUACCACUGCAGAAUACAAAGCAAUGAGGUAGCACUUGCAAUAAAUAAUCCUAUAUGUACUCAAAAUUAACAUUUACUCUCAACACUCCUGAUUGGUAACACGAUGCUAAAUGUUGUCCUUAAAGUUCACAACAGUGACAUAAAAAAAAAAACCUGCAAUGCAAACCACUUGUAUAUGAAAAGGCUUUAUUUUGUCAGUAGCAUUAAUGUCAGUCUGCAUAGAUAAACUAUUCCCCAAAUCCAACUCUAAAAACAGCAACUAAGCAGUCCUACCACGCCGGUUAUCACUUUAGUAAGUCAACCCUCAGUCUUUCUGGAACGAUGGUGGAGUGUUUGAAACAUGUGGGGACUACAGACUGCAGCAGGGACCUGUUGAAGAUGUCUGUGAACACCUCUGCCAGCUGAAUUGCACACACCCUGAGAACACGGCCAUUGUGCAUUUUGAAACAUACAGUAGGGCGACAAUUUAACUAAACUCAAUAACUACUGUAUUUCAGUCAAUAUUAUUUAUUAUUUGUAUUAUUUGUACUUCAACUGUGUAUUUCCACAUUAUGCACCUUUAUGCCUUUACUCACUCUAUUGCGGAGGAACAUUCGUACUUUUUACCACACCAUUUAUUUUUAGAAGAUCAUCAUUGUGUUACUAUGGUGCCGGAUCGGACCCUCGUGUCUGGCAGGUGUGGCAGUCCUUGCCCUCAUGAUGCCUGUGCAGACAGUGUUUGGAAAGCUCUUUGGCAUCUUCAGGAGCAAAACGGCAGUCCUUGCUGACAACAGAAUCCGCAUCAUGAACGAAGUGGUGUCUGGCAUCAGGAUCAUCAAGAUGUACGCCUGGGAGAAACCCUUCUCAGCUCUGGUUACAGACGUCAGAAGUAUGAAGCUGCAGCGUCGGAGGCUGCACUCUCAGGACCUCACUCUUAGGACCGCACUCCCAGGACCCUAGUGGUUUUGCAACAUCGCCACCUAGCGGAUUGGAUGACCGCAAAAGUAGACAUUGUAAUGCUUGUUAU
Molecule: messenger RNA, 1227 nt
Organism: Trematomus bernacchii (emerald rockcod)
Lineage: Eukaryota; Metazoa; Chordata; Actinopteri; Perciformes; Nototheniidae
Product: multidrug resistance-associated protein 4-like
Exons: 3
Coding region: 918-1160 (80 amino acids)
Biological process (GO): transmembrane transport
Cellular component (GO): plasma membrane
Molecular function (GO): ATP binding; ABC-type transporter activity
Source: RefSeq, a predicted model, not a curated record